Messenger RNA from Equus caballus (horse), 1509 nucleotides. RefSeq names its product divergent-paired related homeobox (gene DPRX). Gene Ontology annotation, cellular component: nucleus. Gene Ontology annotation, biological process: regulation of transcription by RNA polymerase II. Lineage: Eukaryota; Metazoa; Chordata; Mammalia; Perissodactyla; Equidae. Gene Ontology annotation, molecular function: DNA-binding transcription factor activity, RNA polymerase II-specific; RNA polymerase II cis-regulatory region sequence-specific DNA binding. The record is from RefSeq and is a predicted model, not a curated record.
CAAUUCCACUUUUGUGAGUUCUUGUCACUGGACCAGAGCAUAGGAACACAUCCAGGUUACACGAUGUCUGACCCAGGGGAUCUUCCUAAAGGAAAGCCCCAGAAGUAUCCACAAAGGAAAAGAACCAUGUUCACUCAGAAACAACUGGCAGAUUUGCGGCUCCUGUUCAAUGAGAACCCAUACCCGACCUCCAGCCUUCAGAGAGAAAUGGCCUCAAAAAUGGAGAUACAUCCAACAGUCGUGAAGGUUUGGUUCAAGAACCACAGAGCAAAACUCAAGAGAGCCAAAUACAAGCCUAUUCAGCAAAAACAACAAGAGGCUCAACAGCAGCAAUUAGCUGAGGCAGGAGGCAAGGCCAGCUCUUCCAAGACAGGCGCGGAUACACCUCCCAGAUCCCCUCGCAGGGCCCUCCCCGCAUCCCUGGUUUAUACAGAGCAUCCAGAGCAUCCAGUGCCUGCUUUCCAGCUCCGCCUGUGCCCCAAUUUUAAUGCUCACACAGACCACUUUGUUGGCCACAAAAUAGUUCAUUUCGGCUGCUGCCGAGACCCUAACAUAUACUGCCUCUCUCCCACUCUGGAAUCCCAAGUUCUUUCCACGAGCAUCAGCGCUAAUUCCUUCUGCUCUUCAUCACCACCAAGAUCUUGUCAGUGAGAGGACCCAGACACAAAAAGUCACGUGGUGGAAUGAUUUGUAAUGAUUCCCACACACGAGAAUGCUUUUCAGCCAUAAAAAGGAAGGAACACAAGAUAUACACAACAUGGAUGCGUUUCAACAUUGUGUUGAAUGAAAGAAAAAAAGACACGAAAGACAACAUACUAUAUAAUUCCAUUUAUAUGCAUUCCUGGAGCAGGAAAUGCCACAGCGCCAAAAAACACAUUAGCGGCUGCCCAUGUGGUAGAUCUAAGAGACUAGUAUGGGCAGUAUCUUUUUUCUUUUUCCUGCUUCUUUGUUAUGAUUUUAUUUUUUUUCUCCAGUAUCAUUCAGGUUUAGUCACUGUCAGUAAGUGGAGCUUUGGCUUAUUUUUUUCUACUUUCUAUUUUUCAGUCACCUUCCCAGCCAUCUCUUUAUAACUUUGACCACUCAAAUAUUUCCAGCUCCCAAAUUUUUCUUUUGUUAAUCUUUUUUUUUUUUUUUUUAAGAUUGGUACCCGAGCUAACAUCUGUUGCCAAUCUUCCUUUUCCUUUUUUUCUUUUCUUCUUCUUCUCCCCAAAGCGCUCCCCAGGACACAGCUGUACACUCCAGGUGCAGGUCCUUCUGGUUGUGCUAUAUGGGACACCACCCCAGCCUGGCCCAAUGAGUGGUGCCACGUCUGCACCCAGGAUCUGAACCGGCAAACCCCAGGCCACCGAAGCAGAGGGCACGAACUCAACCACUUGGCCACGGAGCUGGUCCCUCAACUCUCCUUAAGACAAUGAAACAUGCUCUCCUAAGCCAUCUGUAACCCCCCAGAAGGAACCGCUAUUUUGACUUUUGCCUAUUCAUAAAUUUCACAUAAGUUGAAUCAUUCCA